AUGAACUAUGCAUUGCUGGCGAUCAAUUACAAGGUGAGUGGUGAUGGGCUGUGCACCGCCACAGUGUUUGGACGUGCCACAGGUGGCGGGCGCAUGCUCAUCGGCAACAACGUCGACAUGCUGCAUGUCUUGCUAGGAGCACUGCUCAUAAUCGCAGUCCGUGGACAAGAUGGCUGUGAAGACAGAGACUACAAAUCGGAGAUCGGCCUAGACUUCCGCAUAACCUGCACGAGCAACGCUCCAGGGAACGACAUCAGGAACAACCCGGCGUCAAGCCUCGAGUCGUGCAUCGACCAAUGUGCGGUAGCUCUUGGUGACAGCAACUCCGACGUUGCCUGUCGAGCUGUCUCAUAUAAUGUCGAGACAAAGCAAUGUUAUCGCAAAGAUGGCAAUGUGACCUCUAAUUUUGUCUUCGAGGCAGAUACCAUCACCGCCAUAGGAGACGCCGCGCCCUUUCAACUGGACGCGAGCAGCUCCCCAUGUCCCGAUGGGAACGGAACGGUCCAUACCGACGACAAUGGCAUGGACUAUUCAGUCAUUUGCGGCACAUUCUGGAGCGGCAACAAUUUCGAUCCGGGCGAUGAAGGCGAAGGUGCGUACCAGCCAUUCCAUGCCGAUACUCUCAACGACUGCAUGAGCUAUUGCUCAGCGAAUGCUCCGCUAUGCUAUGGGGUGCGCUGGGAACAGUCAGCGACGAACUUCUAUCGCAACUGCUGGCCGAAGAAACAGAACGCGACCCACGCAGACAGUAAGCUUGCUCCUGACUCGUUCGCGAUCGCUGCGGUUGGGCGUCUGCAGGUCAACAGCACCUGUACUGGCUCGGACAAGAAUUUCACCGCCAGCAACGGCGCAACUCUGAAGCAGUUGUGCGACAGCAGUGCUGACGGUCCGGAUCUUGAGGUCGUCCACGCUGGGAACUAUGAAGACUGUAUGGACAAAUGCGCCACUUACAAGAGCAACGAUGGCGGCAAUACAUAUUGUGGAGGCAUCACAUACCAGCCAGAUGCAUCACAGGGUUUCCGCAAUUGUUACCUCAAAUAUGCGCUCAGCAAUGUCACCGCCAUGCCCAGUUGGCACAUAGCGACGCUCGAGACGAGAGGCGGUGAGCAGGAUGAUGCGGCUGGUGGUCAAAGCCAAGGCGAGGGAACCACUCAGAACAACCAAGAGAACGGCUCUGCGUCUCAAGGCAACGAGGCACCGGCCCAAGAAGAAGAGGGCUCAAGUAAGACUUGGAUCGCUGGGGCUGUCGCUGGUCCAGUGGUAGGUCUAGCUGCUAUUGCCGGACUGGUCUUCUGGUACCACCGACGGAAAAAGGCGAGAGCACCGGCGUCAAAUCAUCAAGACCACACCGACCACAAGCCGAACGCUGCCGACACAUAUCCUCUCAACGCUGGUGCGAAAUACUACAGUCCGCCCAUGGAUCAUGGGUAUAAGUAUGACCCAGCAGCCAUAACGCCGCCACCUCCGUUCAGCCCUUAUGUCGAUCGAUCGCCGCUGGUAGAGAUGCCGCAGGCCGGAAGACAUGUGGUGGAGCUGCCAACGGCUAGCAAUGUAAGGCAUGAGCUGCACUCUUGA
Cyphellophora attinorum is the source of this 1575-nucleotide messenger RNA. RefSeq lists its product as uncharacterized. NCBI's taxonomy places the organism in Eukaryota, Fungi, Ascomycota, Eurotiomycetes, Chaetothyriales, Cyphellophoraceae. The transcript has 3 exons. The record is from RefSeq and is a predicted model, not a curated record. Bases 1 to 1575 code for a protein of 524 amino acids.